AGCCGCACUCUUCAUCCGAUGACGACAGAGACGACCAGGAACUCGAUUGCGAGCUCAGCAGAGUCUGAACUCCCAGACUAUCUUGGGUCCAAUCUCUCUCAACCGCCGCGCUACACUCGCGUCCGUCGGCCACAGAUCCCUCUCUCUUACUCGUUCACCCCAGGCGAUGACCUGAACACGAUGAUGAUGAUGCCCCCGGAGGAAUCCGACGACCGAGGGCAAUACCGUGUCUCCGUAUCACUGAACCUGAACCCUUUUGUCCCUUUCUCCUACCGAACAACUGUCCACCGUGUCGAGGAAGCACACGAGUCUUUCAUCGGGGACUUCGAGCUAUCUCCAAAUCAGCGUCGUGCCAUCCUAACAAUAGGCGACACGACUGCACGUCUUUCCGACGUGAUGUACGCUACAGCUUCCAGACAUUGGUUGUGGAAUUGGGAGGGCGUCGGUCUUCGAUGGGACUGUCGUGUGACUCUAGAAGACGGUUCUCCGAUGUGUAUUUGCUACACGAGAGCGGAGUCUCCGGCCCAGCUGGCGACAUUCGUUCCGCCCCCAUUGGACGCCCCUCCUCCAUUGCCGCACGCUGUGCUCACCAUUUUCCCAGACGGACACCAUUCUUUCGAUCACAUUUUGCUUUCUGCGCUCAUCGUUCAGCGUAAACUAGCACUCGACUAUUGAAUAGCAGCAUAUCAGGGCACAAUGGAAUGAUUCCGCGGAAGUAAAUGACCGCAUAAAUUGCAUGAAUCCGAUUCAGAUAUAUGUGCGCAGUCAUGAUCACCAUUUGAUCGGCUUAUUGUCCAUGCAUGGUCUCGGUCGUUGAUCUCGUGUCUACUGUGGUAUCAUACGUCGGGUAUCCUUCUCUCUCUCGGAAAACAAAGACUUUGGACAGUAAGAACUGUACCUGUAAAGCGCCUAAGGCUCUUGUCGCAGCACCUCCAAGAAGCUCGAGACCAUGUCGCUAUUGGAAUACAAGUCCCUGGUUCUCCCACAAUAGUGCACAGAUCCAACUUGGGAUCCAACAAUUGGCGGCGGACAUUUCCUAAUUAGGGAAGGAUGACCCGAGCCACCGUAUGUGCCUUCCUCUAACUCCCUCAAUACUGUCUUUCGCCGUGCUUGAACCAAAUUUCAGAGCAUAUGCUUCUUGCGACGAUGGAUUUGCACUCAGAAGCUCACUUGCAGAUGCAGGAUCUCCCGCGUUGACUUACCUAGUGAGGCACCGGGUAAUUGUGUGGGGAUGGCCACUUUCACAAUUGGAGAUUCUCGAAUCGGGAUGUGAACUACUUGUGACAAUUGUGAACUCUGUGAGAGUUUCUACUCGGAUCACUCCUCCACAAUACAAUGACUGGAGACACUAAUUGUAUUGGGAUCGCAUAAAUCGCAGGUCAGAGAUCUCGAGAGCGUUAUCCUCAAAGAGAUACUAGACCGCGCAGCCACACUCAUUGAACCUUGUACAUCCCCCUCGUCGCCAUGCCAUCCACAACGCGCCCCAUAUCCACCAACUUCUCUCUUCCCCGCACUCUCGGCCGACCAUCAUCAUUCCCGCCGAUCUCCUCUGCUUCGCUUGUCGCGGCGUGCCCUGAACUGUGCGAAACACCGUUGGAGAUAAUCAGGGAUAAUCUGCUGGCCACCACUCCCGAAAUGCUCGCUGGCACUUCGUGUCUCUCAUCUGCGCAUUUGCCCUGUACAAUAUCUCGUCAUGAGCUGCUGAGUGUCAUGACGGUCCCCCUCCUGCCUCUGCAACACCGCUUGCGGCCGCUGUAUCCGACGCAUAUUCUGGCCAUCUCCGGCCCACCGUCGUCUCACUCUUCUGACAAGCACCACAUCUUUCCUGUGCACGGGCUUGUCUUGGCCGCCCAUUGCUCGAAGCUACCGCCGCUCCCGUCCCCCGGGAUCCGGGGCAUCGGAGCGGUAAACCUGCCUGUCCUCCCGCUCGCUCUUCCAUCUGCGCCGGCGUUCUCGAUCCUGCUCGCGUUCAUGUACACGCACCGACUGGACGCUGUUCUCGUCGCGCUACUACCCAUCCCGCCGCAGCUGCCGUUCCUCCGGAAGGGCGGGCUCACUCACAAGGCGGUCUGUGCGGCGUUGCACGCGAGCUCGGCCGGCGAACGCCAGCAGCUUGCGGCACACCUGUUUUCCGUCUCCGGGGGGAGCAUCCAGACGCUCAUGACACACGUCGCCCACGUCAAAGAGCUCUGGCAGGACAUGGUUGCGUUGGGAAUCGAGGACCCCGCGCUCUGGGACACCAUCGAGCUCGCGUAUCAGAUCGUGCUCGGAGCCCUCAACCUCGCCUUAAAAUAGUAUCUUAUUCGAUAAUGCGAGCUUUGGUUCGUCAUAAACGUUAUCUAUUGCCGCUGGACGCGCCUCUUGUAUCCAUAGUGGGUUUGUAGAUUACGGCAUUGUAAUAUUGAACAGUUAAAUGUAUCGCUCUGAAUUCGAG
Mycena citricolor is the source of this 2434-nucleotide messenger RNA. Lineage: Eukaryota; Fungi; Basidiomycota; Agaricomycetes; Agaricales; Mycenaceae. The record is from the annotation of a GenBank genome assembly.